CAACAUGGCUCCGAAGAAGGUGGAGGCGAAGAAGCCGGAGGUGAAGAAGCCGGAGGUGAAGAAGCCGGAGGUGAAGGAGGAGGCGCCCCCCCCACCUCCGGAGCCCAAAGCCCCCGAGUUGGACCUGGCCAGCAUCGUGCUGGACUUCAGCCCCGAGCAGGUGGAGGAGUUCAGGGAUGCCUUCACGCUGUUCGACGAGACGCCGGCAGGCGAGAUGAAGAUCAGCUUCGCUCAGUGUGGAGACGUACUGCGGGCGCUGGGACACAACCCCACCAACCAGGAGGUUCUGAAGCUGCUGGGCCGGCCCAAGCCCGAGGAGAUGCAGACCCAGCUGUUGGACUUCGACCGCUUCCUGCCCAUGCUGCAGCACGUGGCGCGCUCCAAGGAGACAGGCGCCUUCGAUGACUUCGUGGAGGGGCUGAGGGUCUUCGACAAGGAGGGCAACGGCACGGUGAUGGGCGCCGAGCUGAGGCACGUCCUGGCCACGCUGGGCGAGAAGAUGACGGAGCACGAGGUGGACCGGCUGAUGGUGGGCCAGGAGGACGCCAACGGACACAUCAACUACACCGAGUUCGUCAAGCACGUCCUGGCCGGGUAGACCCCCCACAAUGCAUCUGUGUUUGUUAAUAAAGCCUCCU
Messenger RNA from Notothenia coriiceps (black rockcod), 638 nucleotides. Its product is annotated as myosin light chain 3-like. The record is from RefSeq and is a predicted model, not a curated record. Bases 5 to 598 code for a protein of 197 amino acids. Gene Ontology annotation, molecular function: calcium ion binding. Gene Ontology annotation, cellular component: myosin II complex. Lineage: Eukaryota; Metazoa; Chordata; Actinopteri; Perciformes; Nototheniidae. The transcript has a single exon.